Molecule: messenger RNA, 3417 nt
Organism: Danio aesculapii
Lineage: Eukaryota; Metazoa; Chordata; Actinopteri; Cypriniformes; Danionidae
Product: integral membrane protein GPR155-like
Exons: 6
Coding region: 6-509 (167 amino acids)
Source: RefSeq, a predicted model, not a curated record
AGCCCAUGCCAGACAUGAUAGCCGGACAUCUGAAUGACUCCCCAGUGCCUUCAGCAGGGAUUGUCCUGAGUGAGGCAUCAAGCUCUUCGCGUGUGCAGGAGGAGAGGCAAAUUGCUCGACAUGUGCUCCUCUGUCUGCUGCUCAUCGUCAGCAUGCUUGCUAACCUGUCCAGCUGCCUGUGGUGGUUGUUCAGUGCUGAUCCAGGACGACUUUACCUCGAGCUGCAGUUUUUCUGUGCUGUAGCCAAUUAUGGACAGGGCUUUGUUUCCUUUGGUAUUUUUGGGUUGGAUGAGCACCUUAUUAUUCUUCCAUUCAGAAAGAGGCUGGCGGCUCUGUGUGGUUUCAGUCAGGAGGAAAACCUUGAGUCUUCGGCUGUUCCUGAGGAAAUUCGACUGACCUGCACUCAGUUUGUGAGAUACCACAAAGAUCAGUGCGUUCAGGAUAUUGUUCGCAACAGAGGGGGGUCUUCUGAAUCUCUCGGCGGACCUGUGGGUGAAUCCUUCCUUUGAUUGACAGGAGUCACUGUUAUUUAGGCAGUGCAUUCAUUGGCUUCCUCUUGUAUGUGGGUGUGGCUAAAGUAAAAGUUGUGGCCUUGCUUUCAGGACACAGUCGCAGAAGAACAAUGUCUUACAACACACGAGUCUUCAAACUACCUGUGAUGCUGGUUCAUAAAAGGAUGAUGUGCUCAGUGUCUCCGCAUUUGUGAUGUGACACAAGCCCAAGCUGGAACUAAAUAGACUGAAUUGUGUAUCAGUAUGUGUUGUACUUUUUAAAUUACUAUGCAUGGCAUGCAGAAAGCACAGACGUCUCCCUUUACUCCCAUACCUGCACAUUCAACAGCCUUGCUCUGUUUCAAAUCUAGUGAGUUCCCUAUUGAGGCAGCAUUUAAAGGGUCACGAAACACCAUGAGAUGUUGACAGUCAUAUAUGUGUCCCAUGUUGCUAAAAACACUAUUACGACACAUAUAUUUUUACUAAAAAGUGAAAAUUGGUUGUUUUUGCGUUAUUUCAAGUAAAUUCGGUCAGUAAAUUCGGCGAUUAGAUCCUUUUGUUAAUUUCAGCGUGUCGACUGGAUGUCUGUAACGGCCGGUACAACCUGACGUCUUUGAGAUUUCAUCAUUAAUUCACGAGAAAGACUUGGUUCAAACCACUCAGCGCGCUCUAUUUUGAAUGAGGCGCAACUUCAUUAAUAUGAACGAUAGCUUCGAAGACUGUUUUCACAUGUUACAGUGUUCAGAGAGACACCACGCGGUGUAGCCAACCAUAAUUAAAACAUAUAGAAGAAGAAGAAGAAGAAUUGUUUGGAGACAUGGGUCUUCAGUGUUGCGUUUAUAAAUGUGCCACAAGGAAGGUUUUGUUUCCAUUUUCCCGGGAUGAGGGCACUGUUCACGUAUGGGCCCACAUUUGUGGAUUACAGAUUCACGCUAACACGUGACAAAAAUAUGUUUGUAAGGAAUAGUUUUUACCCGAGAGCUUUUCGCAUCUGGAAAUGGGGAAAUCCAGAGACGCGGCUCCAGUUGGUGUCGAUUGUCCUGUCUCUACAGAUUUGGUAAGUGUGUGAUCAGUGUUCUUUGUUUAUGUUUAUUCAGAGGCAAAGUUAGUUAGUAACAUCACCAGUACUCUUUCAGUUUUUAAAGAUGUACCUUAGUCAAAAUCAUUUAGUUACUAAGUUUACUGUAUGCUAAUAUCACUACAAUAUUAUGGGCUGAAAGAUCCGCUGUAAAUGCUGCACUCCAAAUGUAAACAUGUAAACACCUUAAUUAAAUUAUUACCGUCGUGUUUUCGCUAUGUAUGAUUUUAGCCGCAUUUUGUGACGGUAUUGUCUAUACACACACGGCUGUUUGAUGUUAUUGUCUGCACCUACCGAGUCUCUGCAUCUAUCAAGAAAUGCUAAGUUUUUUUUUACUCCCAUUCAGUAUCAUCAAAUUCCAUUAAAACGACACUCUUCCAGCAGUUCCUCGCAACCAAUAUCUCGUUUGUCACGGGGGCAUGCAUGAAAUGUUCCUGAAUGAAAGUGAAAGUGCCAAACUGCAGUUAAAGCUGACAAAUUAAGAAUGAAACACCCAAAAUUACAUGAAACGCCAGAGGAAAUGUGGAUAGCGCGGUGAUGCAAUGACAAUAAUCGAAUUAAGUCCUACAACGUAAAACGGGAUCAUGAUAGGAACAUUUAAAAAGCAGCUCAUGUAAACCCCUUAAUCAUUUGAUUAAUUAAUUUAUUAUCUAAUUCAGAUAAGAACAAAUAAUUCAUUACUGACGUCCAUGUAAACGUAGUCACUGUUUAUCUCCCCUGCGUCUGUAUUUGUGUUGCCUCUGUGAAAAUCAGUGCUUGCAUGUACUGAAACUCCCCUUUCCAUGCAAAUCCCUCCGUCUUUCGCCACUCGACACUCCCAUCUAAACAAAGCCGGACUCAGCCGCUCUCCUGACUUUUUUUAAACUAAAGGUGUGAAAACAUCCUGCUGAGACAGGGGGGGUUCGUGACCCUUUAAGGCAUCUUAGAUGACUUCUGACAAAAAUGCUGUUUUGUAAGAUGAGCAAUCUUGUUGCGUUGCAUCCUAACGGUUUAGCCCAAAUUUAAGGCAGCGUCACAUGCACCCUUUGAAAAUGCAAAUCCCACCCACUUUCUUUCUGAAAGAUCUUCUUAAUAUGUAUUUUUUUCUGAAAAGAAAAUAUCCCAGAAUACAUAAGUCAAAUUUAAAUUCGAGACAGUGGAUGAGGUGAAUUAAAAAUAGUUUUAUUUUGUCUCCAAUUCGUAUUCUGCUAAUGUUAAACACAUUGCAUAUGCUCUACCCUAUUACGAUUGGGGUUUCAAGGGAGCGUGGAUGCUUGCUUUUAUACUAAGCUGCCUUUUUAGGGCUCCAUUUUGGACCGGACGAAAAUACUUUUGCAGAGUUCUAAAUAUGCACUAAUUACUAAAGUUACAUUAAUUAAAUGUAACUACAAAUGGUGAAUGAAACAUCCUCACAACCUGCUGUCUACACAAGUGCAGCAAAACGUCUGACUGGGAUUUUAAUCGUAUGCUUUGUGUUACUUGUGAGCCUUGUCGUGAUGAUAAGACUGUAUGGCCUUGUAGCAAAGCAAUACAAGUCAUGUUUACAAACCUAAAAAUGAUCACGUGUGAGGUAACUGAGACGAAAUUCAGGACAAUCUCUGGAAUUUACAGCAGGGUCACUUCGUUUGCAGUCUACAGCACUGGUUAUGUGCCCUCAUGCGGUAAAUCUCAUCGUUUAUGUACGGUCAGUUUGUUUUGCUGGUGUGAAUCUCUGUAAGUAAUCAUAUUUAUGUUUCUGUGACAGUACAGCAUAACUUUAUAUCAAGAUAUGUGAAAAUGACAUUAGAAAGCAAGAGCACUGAUGAAACAUGUCUUUGUUUUGUUUAUUUCUGUAAUGCUGUUCACACAAUAAAUACAAUUAAAUGGCAA